Messenger RNA from Sinocyclocheilus grahami, 928 nucleotides. Its product is annotated as tripartite motif-containing protein 35-like. Gene Ontology annotation, molecular function: zinc ion binding. NCBI's taxonomy places the organism in Eukaryota, Metazoa, Chordata, Actinopteri, Cypriniformes, Cyprinidae. The record is from RefSeq and is a predicted model, not a curated record. The coding region runs from base 32 to 928 and encodes 298 amino acids. The transcript has 6 exons.
UUGAUUUAGAAGACGACAACAUCCUACCAUAAUGUCAGACGAUAAACACUCUUCACCCUCCAGCGACUCCUUGUGCCCAGGCUGCCAGGGUGAAGGGUCACUCCUGCUGCCCUGCGGACACACUCUGUGCCAGGCUUGCCUUCAGCUGUGCCAGGAAGAGCUCGGCCAGGACGGGCCGGGCUGUACAGAGUGCUACGGCCGCGAGUUGUUGGACAGCGUGCUGAAGGGAUUGCUCGACUCGUUGUUUGAAGGGCAGCUGCGGCAGGUGGGAAGCAGCGUGGAGGGUGGCGAGACGGUGGAGGAUGGAGAUCUGUGCAGACAGCAUAGAGAGAAACCGACUCAGUACUGUAUGGAGGACGAGGAGCUGAUCUGUGAUCAGUGUCAGGGCGAGGAACAUGAAGAUCACGAGUGCAGCUCCAUAGAAGAGGCCACACAAGAGUGUAAGAGGGAGCUGAGAGCAGCUCUCAGACCCCUGCAGGAGAAGCUGGAGAUGUUCAACACAGCCAAACAAACCAGCCAGGAAACUUCAGAAUACAUCAGGAGACAGGCCCAGAAGACCGUGUGUCUGAUAAAGGAGAACUUUGAAAAGCUCCAUCAGUUCCUGCAUGAUGAGGAGAUCUCCAUGCUGAGAGCUCUGAGCGAGGAAGAGGAGCAGAAGAGCCAGAAGAUGAAGGAGAAGAUGGACAAACUAACAGAUGAGAUCAUGACCUUAAGAGAAGCCAUUAGUUCAACAGAAGAGGCCAUGAGCGCUGAUGAUAUGGCAUUUCUGAAGAACUACAAGAAGAAAUCAGAACGGAUGGACUGCAGCGUUCAGGAUCCGGUGGAAAUCUCCGGAGCUUUGAUCGAUGUGGCCAAACACAUCGGCUCGCUCAAGUUCAGCGUGUGGGAGAAGAUGCAGACCACUGUCACAUACAAUCCAGACUUUUGA